AUGGCGGGCUGGUGGCGGGCGCUGCCGCGCGCAGCCGGGCGCUACCCGUGGUUCUCGAGCGUGCUGCUUUAUGGAGCUUUCUCCUCGGCAGGCGAUGCGCUGCAGCAGCGGCUGAGGGGUGUCCCGACCGACUGGCGGCAGACGCGGUGUGUGGCUACGGUGGCCAUGGUCUUCCACGCCAACUACAACUACGUGUGGCAGCGCCUGCUGGAGCGCGCGCUGCCGGGCCGCACGCCGCUCGCCAUCCUGACCAAGGUCCUGUGCGACCAGGCAGUGGGAGGGCCGGUGGCCAUCACGGCCUUCUACACCGGUAUGAGUAUCCUCCAGGGAAAGGAUGACAUAUUUUUGGACCUGAGACAGAAAUUCUGGAAUACAUAUAAGAGUGGUCUGAUGUACUGGCCUUUUGUACAGCUGACCAACUUUAGCUUUGUUCCUGUUCAGUGGAGAACAGCUUACACUGGACUCUAUGGUUUUCUGUGGUGCACCUUCCUUUGCUAUUCACAACAGAGCGGCGAUGGCACACUGAAGUCAGCUUUCGCCUUCCUUCAUCUAAAGGAGGCCAAGAAAGUUGAAAGCCCCUCAGAGAAAUAAGAAAUCAAGGGUUCCUUGAAAGUGAUCAUAUUUUUCCUUAAAUGCAGUAAAUUGCCUGCCGAUAAAAUACUCUAUUUACAUGCAAUUAUGUGCUCAAUUUGGAAGAAUUACUGUUUCAAAGACCCACUUGUUUCUUAAUGAUCAAUAAGUACUUUAAAUUUUAUCCAAAUCUUUUUUUCCCCAUUCUAGCCUGAAAGUAUUAUUUCUCUAA
This is a messenger RNA of Pteronotus mesoamericanus, 802 nucleotides long. It is a transcript of the gene MPV17L, whose product is annotated as MPV17 mitochondrial inner membrane protein like. The transcript has 4 exons. Lineage: Eukaryota; Metazoa; Chordata; Mammalia; Chiroptera; Mormoopidae. The record is from RefSeq and is a predicted model, not a curated record. Gene Ontology annotation, cellular component: mitochondrion; cytoplasm; membrane. Bases 1 to 591 code for a protein of 196 amino acids. Gene Ontology annotation, biological process: mitochondrial ribosome assembly; cellular response to reactive oxygen species.